Molecule: messenger RNA, 3091 nt
Organism: Cryptococcus deneoformans JEC21
Lineage: Eukaryota; Fungi; Basidiomycota; Tremellomycetes; Tremellales; Cryptococcaceae
Product: endo-1,3(4)-beta-glucanase, putative
Exons: 12
Coding region: 271-1629 (452 amino acids)
Biological process (GO): glucan catabolic process
Molecular function (GO): hydrolase activity, hydrolyzing O-glycosyl compounds
Source: RefSeq, a predicted model, not a curated record
UCUUUCCUCACCUUUACCUUCCCAUCCAUCCUCUCUCUUCGAUCUAGUCGCUCUUUCUUACCCCUAUUCUCUUAGCCCAUCUGCCCCUAGCAUAAAUCCUGGCACUGGACGAUCGCAGUGCGAUUGUGAAACAAGCCGGUCACCUACUCGCAACCACACCAACUUUUGCAGGUCUAGUACCACCAAAUCAUACACUUAAGGUACCCAGGCGGAUUACCUUGACUCCUACAUUACCCUCCUCCCUUUUGCAUCGCAUAGAUAUUAUUCGCAAUGCUCUUCUCUAACGUCGUCUUUCCCCUGUUCACCUUAUCUUUUGCUGCGCCUGCAGUUUCCGCCAUGCACCUUAACCCAGCGCAUGCGAAGCGUGCUGCUGUGGCUCAUCGAGAUAUUGGGUCUGUCAAACUUGCUCGCAGUGAAGAUGCCGUUAUCGCUGGGCGAAACAAGGAGAAGCGACUUGUGCGCAAGAAGAAGAGGUCUACUUGUCAAGCCAAAUUCAACGCUACAUCCUCAUCUAUUGACUCCGGGACUUCUUCCUCUGUGACAGCAAGUGCGACUGCGACGAAUGCCAUUGGAAACAUUGAGAACUGGGCAAAUGGCAGUGCUUCUGCAUCGUCUUCCAAUGCUGAGAUGACCUCCACAUCAAGUGCCUUUUCUGCUGCUCAGACUGCCGCUUCUACUUCGGGCUGGUAUCUCGUUGAAGAAUGGUCUGGCAGUACUUUCUUUGAUAACUGGAGCUUCUGGGAUUACUCAGAUCCUACUCAUGGUACCGUUGAUUACGUUUCUGCUUCUGAGGCAUGGAACCAGGGUCUCAUCUCCAUUAACUCUGCUGGACACGCUAUCAUGAGUGUGGACACUACUGAAGUUGUUUCAGGCGGAAGGAAGUCGGUUCGAAUCCACGGCAACAAAAUUUGGAACGGAGGCAUGGUCAUCAUGGACGCCUAUCACAUGCCUACUGGCUGUGGCACUUGGCCUGCCUGGUGGCAAAACGGUCCUAACUGGCCUGAAGGUGGUGAAAUCGAUAUUCUUGAAGGCGUGAACGAUUUUACUCAAAAUCAAGUCUCUAUCCAUACCGGUGUGGGCUGUACUAUCCCCUCUGACACCAAUGACAAGCAAUUGGCCACUCUUACCACUGGCAGUUUUGACUCCUACGACUGCUCGUCUGCCGACACCUCCAAUCAAGGUUGUGGUGCCCGUGACGAGACCAACGAUAAUUCUUACGGUGCUAACUUCAACAGCGUAAAUGGUGGUGUCUAUGCCAUGCGAUGGGACAAGUCCGGCAUCGCCGCCUGGUUCUUCCAACGAAGCGAUAUUCCUUCUGACAUUACGAACAACUCCCCCGACCCUUCCACUUGGGGCACUCCCGUUGCCUACUUCGCUUCAGACAGCUGCGACCCCUACGAGUUCUUCUAUGACCACUUCAACAUCUUUGACACUACUUUUUGUGGUGACUGGGCCGGCGCCGACGGUGUUUGGAACAAUGCAGGCUAUGCCGGUCAGGACCAGAGCUGUGCUGCAAUCACGGGGUAUUCAACCUGCUCCGACUACGUGCUCAACAAAGGCUCUUCCUUUUCUGAAGCCUUUUGGGAGAUUGCAUCUGUUAAGUACUACAACUCCACCACUGAAGUCUAAACUGCUUCAUCUUGCAAUCCGUUGCAUGUGCCUUGCGGUGUCUCGAGUACAUUGCAUCCUUAAUUACACUUUUGUAUAGAAUUCUAUGCUCCUUUUCAAUGUGCUUUCCUUUCCUCUUUAUCCUCCUCUAGCCCCUUGCACUAUGAGACGCGGAACGGUUUGAUUUAAUUCGCCGCACUGUAAUAUCCUGUAAGAUUAAAUCAAAUCGAUAAAUCCGACCCCAAAGAUUAAAUCAAAUCGAUAAAUCCGACCCAACGAAUUGAAAUAAUACGGCGAAUGUAUUGAAUCAAAUCGAAAGAUCCGGAAACAAACCGCUGAUACUGAAUUAAAACAAUACCGUGAAUGUAUUGUAACAAACCUUUUGGCAACCCGAAAAACGAUUUGUUUCAAGCUCUGUACCGAUUUAUUUCAAGCCUAGUUACGGGUUGAAAUCAUCUCGAUUAUGAUUUGUUACAAUUGGUCACCACAGCUAGCUUGACUCGGUUUGUUUUGACUCUAUCUGAAUGCAUCAUGCACUACUACUAUGUAUUACUUUUACGUAUGACAACAUAACUAAUACGACAACAACGGCCAGAUGUUCGGCGCAUACCGCCGGCUCUUGAAGACCUCGGGCACCCUCUCCCGCAUCUAUACAUCGCUCCUUGAGUCGUGGUCCACUUCCCUCCAUGUCACCCGUCACAUCCUCCUCCCCACACCUUGUACCGCCGCCUCCCGCACUUGCUCCUGUAGGGGAUUGAACCCAUGGCUUCCCUCAGCACGUACCCAUCACCCGCGCUCCCUUCGUCCCUGGGCUUGGUGAGAGGGGCUGGAACAGCAAAAGAAGUGGAGCCAAUGACGGAGAUGUGGUUUGGGGCGACAGAAGCAGUAGCAGAAGUGGUUGUAGGAUGGGGUGUAGAGCUUGCAUUGGACUGUUCCCCUGUGAAAAUUAGACGCUCGUCACACCAGAGGGAAGCCGACUGUCGUUAUCGUUAGAAGUGUGUGGGACCAGGUAAGGAAUAGGGCGUUUCUUCUUACGCCCACGCCGCUUAGGCGCAGGCUCGGCCUUUAUUGGGCGAUAAAAUGGAUGAUAUGUUUUCGAGAAGAGAAGUAUUACUGGUGGCUCGACCCACCUGUCCUCUGGUUCGCAUCAUUGAAGCUGGAGUUGAGGGACACGCAUUGGUUCAGACUGAAGUGUCGAACCAGGACUAUGGGCUUUUAUAGACAAAGGGCUCCACAUUGCCACUCAGCCCAUGAUGCUGCUGCCGUCAAAGUCCUAUCGACCACCAUUCAAGAUAUGCAGACGAUACAGUCCGUCGGUCAUAAAAGGAGUUAACGCCAACAAUUGACAAAUUCCAUUGACAACUGAAACGCAGAUGCAAGAUCUGAUUACAUCAUCAGUUUUCUCAACUAUUAUAAGUCGCCACUCUGAAAUGAAUUUCUAAAUAACUCCUUUAAUAUGUUACAUACGUAAUAAAAGAAUGUG